AUGGCUACCCACCACGCUGCAAACGAAGAGCUCAAGGCCAGCUCACUCUUCGAUGUAUCUCACGUCACAGCAGUUGUAACAGGAGGCGCCACAGGCAUUGGUUUAAUGAUCACGCAAGCUUUGGUUUCUAAUGGAGCCAAGGUUUAUAUCACUGGUCGUCGUACAGAAGUACUUGAACAAACCAAAAAGACUUACAGUACCGGUCCUGGGAGUAUUCAUGUCCUCCCUGGUGAUGUAAGUUCAAAAGACGAGGCUAUCCGGCUGGCCAAGGAGGUCGGCGAGCAGGAACCUAAUGGUAUUCAAUUGCUUGUCAAUAAUGCAGGUAUUGCACGGGAUGAUGAAACCAAAUUCUCUUCGGUAGGCGAGCCUGACAUGUCUGAUGCCCAAGCCAUCUCGGACCAUUUUCUGCGAACAAAGCCUGAACAAUGGGCCGAGACUUUGCAGACGAACGUCGCUGGGCCAUACUACAUGUCUAUUGCAUUCCUACCUUUGCUCGCCAAGGGGCGAGACGCGACACCUGGUUACACGUCCCAGAUUGUCAAUGUCUCAUCCAUCUCAGGAGCUAUGAAGGGGUCUAGCAUGGGUCAACCAAUCUACGCUUCAUCCAAGGCCGCUUUGACCCAUCUCAGUCGCAUGCUUGCGACUUUGUGCAAGGAUGUCAAGGUCCGUGUUAAUGUCAUUGCGCCAGGAUUAUUUCCUAGUGAAAUGACGACUGGGGAAUCUGACGAAGGCAACAAAAGCAAGAUUGAGAAAAAGAUGUCUAAUCCGGCUGGAAGGCCGGGUCAUGAUACUGAUAUGGCUGCCACGAUUUUAUUCCUUGUUGGAAAGGGUGGUCUGUUCUACAAUGGUCAGAUUGUAUACCCUGACGGAGGCAAUACACUCGUUCAACCAGCUGUCGCUAACUAG
This is a messenger RNA of Fusarium poae, 906 nucleotides long. RefSeq lists its product as uncharacterized. The transcript is spliced from 4 exons. Bases 1 to 906 code for a protein of 301 amino acids. Lineage: Eukaryota; Fungi; Ascomycota; Sordariomycetes; Hypocreales; Nectriaceae. The record is from RefSeq and is a predicted model, not a curated record. Gene Ontology annotation, molecular function: oxidoreductase activity.